Messenger RNA from Sitodiplosis mosellana (orange wheat blossom midge), 944 nucleotides. It is a transcript of the gene mRpS10, whose product is annotated as 28S ribosomal protein S10, mitochondrial. Gene Ontology annotation, cellular component: mitochondrion; mitochondrial small ribosomal subunit. The record is from RefSeq and is a predicted model, not a curated record. The transcript is spliced from 3 exons. NCBI's taxonomy places the organism in Eukaryota, Metazoa, Arthropoda, Insecta, Diptera, Cecidomyiidae. Bases 136 to 666 code for a protein of 176 amino acids.
GAUGACAGUGGUUGGUUCAUGUUCCGUCCACCAGAGUUUCGCUGCAAAUCGAACCUCAAAAUUUCUUUACCACAUUAUAAUAACAAACCUUUUUUUACAAAAUUUUAUUACAAAUUUAGAAAAUUGAAAUAAAAUAUGCUGCGUCAAUUUAUAUCGCGAUUGUCGGUAGUUCGACCGAAUGUUGCAUAUGCAGUGCCAUCAACCCAAUUCUACAGUGUGCAAACGAGUUCUGAGGUCAAAGCCGAAAAUACAGCCACCGAUGGAGAAGAUGAUAAAUUGUAUAAAAGACUCGAAAUUGAAUUGAGGGGCCAUGAUAAAAUGGUUCUUAACAGCUAUGUGAAGUUUGCAGUAUCAGCGGCUAAACAUUUGAGCAUUGAUGUCGGCAAAAGCUGGACACCACGAUUGCCCUACAAUAAAGAACGAUACACAAUACUAAAAUCGGCGUUCGUUCACAAAAAGCAUCGAGUUCAAUACGAAGUCCGUACAUAUUUUCAUUUCAUAGACUUACAUCGGCUGACCGGUUCCACAUUAUCAACCUAUUUGGAAUAUAUCGAACGAAAUUUGCCCGAAGGUGUUGCACUCAAAGCAACCAAAGUCGAAUUGCUAGCAUUGCCAGAACAUUUGAAACAGCCACUGCAAGCGGUCGAGAAUGAACAAACCAAAUAAAUUGCAAUGCAAAAUGAAUGGGUUUUUUUUUGUUAAAUAGUUCAAUAAAAAAAGAUUAAAUUUAGAUCGAAUGGAUGCUGAUAUUUGUUUUAAAAUUGAAACAUUUUUCAUUUUGUCUGCGGUUUGGAAAAAAAUCGGAAUUACCGAAGAAGAUGGUAUAGAAAUCUGAUUAUGUCACAAGAUUUAGGGAUUUCUAUCAUUGUCCAUUCGUUCAUACUUCCUUCCAUUAAAAACCCUUCUCUGCGAACUAUCUGAUUAUCGUUCUUCGAACCAUUAAA